Messenger RNA from Opisthorchis viverrini, 1185 nucleotides. RefSeq lists its product as hypothetical. Bases 1 to 1185 code for a protein of 394 amino acids. The record is from RefSeq and is a predicted model, not a curated record. The transcript has 6 exons. Lineage: Eukaryota; Metazoa; Platyhelminthes; Trematoda; Opisthorchiida; Opisthorchiidae.
AUGGCUUCUAGUAGGCUCGUUCAGAGAAAGAAGAAGCGGGCGCUCAACUGUAUAAGUCUGUUUGAUCAGGUCGUUUGCAAGUCACUCAAGCUUUUUCAACAAGACUUUGGUGCUGACGAGACAGCGCUCAAGCUAUUGGAUGUUUUGUGGAAGUCAGAAGACAAGUGGCAUACUGCAGUCGGGAAACUUGUACGUGAAGUCAGAAGAUUGCACAGUGAGAUUUCGAGUUUGAGAGCGUUGCAAGUAAGCAUUUAUUUUAUGCUUUAUCCUAGUCACAAGGCACGAACACAGGAGCUUUUAGAAACGGAGUCCAACCGUCGUCGUCACGCUGAGCACUGUAGGGAUAGAUUGAGACGAAAAAUUGACGCCAUACGUGAGGUUUUGGAGGGGAACGAUGUUGACCAAGCCCGACGUUAUCUGGAGAAUAUUGACAAGUCCACGAUGAUUGGUGACAAAUCAGUGCAAUCCACAAAGCUGGAACACUCUGCCGGUUCUCUGCUGGAUACGGCGAACGUAUCGGAUGAUUCUGAAAUGGACGCUUGCCGAAAGGAAACUUGUGGCCGAACAUCAAAAUCCAGACGUGCGAGCUCAGCGGGGCAUGCAAUGGAUAUGGUUCGAGGACCGCUGCGUCGUUCCGCUAGACUCAGCAAAUUGCGAGCUUCAUCUGCUCCAAAGAUUGUUGCGCCCGACCUGUCAACGGAACACAGUCAACAUGGUUACAGUAAAUCACCACCAGCUGGGCACAAGCGGCGGUCUGACGAUUCGGACAAUUCCUACUACGGCGUAGAGAUGAAGCGUAGUCUUCUGACCAUACCACAUACGGCGCAUCACCUACCCUCUACGGUGACGGGAGAGGAUUCAGACUCCUCCAACUUUCAUUUUAUCUCGAUCGGCCGGCAACAGAACACAAACAACGCCACCACACCGACUUGUCCGAUACCAUCAAAUGACCACUGGAUAUCAAGUUUGCUAGUUCUGAAUGAUGCUAUGAUAUCCAUACCGACAGACGUCGAAUAUCUUGACGCACACAAGCCCAUGAAACGCCAACUAGUUAAGAGUCUAAGGAUAGACCGAGAUCUUCUGUGGACAGUGGAAGCCCAGUGGAUGAAGAAGCCUUUUGCCACCGAAAAUAUUCGUGCUAUAUACCCCUUAAUACGACCGACUGGCCACAGCCACUACCAUUGA